Messenger RNA from Trichechus manatus latirostris (Florida manatee), 3041 nucleotides. It is a transcript of the gene CUNH3orf38, whose product is annotated as chromosome unknown C3orf38 homolog. NCBI's taxonomy places the organism in Eukaryota, Metazoa, Chordata, Mammalia, Sirenia, Trichechidae. The record is from RefSeq and is a predicted model, not a curated record. The coding region runs from base 411 to 1454 and encodes 347 amino acids. The transcript has 3 exons.
AGACUGGUACUGCCGCCCCCUUUCCACGCACCUGCACCUGCACUCCGCAGAACUCCAAGGCGCUCUUUUGGAGGACUUCUGAGGAGAUCAGGGAUUCACUUUCUGCAGCCAAUUCCCUUGCGGAAGAUCAAUGUUCUCUGUAGAAACGCUGCGCUUCCCCAGAGUGAGAAAGGUGGGACUCCGCUCUGUCAGGGCCAGGCGGGACAGCCCGGAACGGCAAGUCAGAGCACCGUGUUCCAUGAGUGACCUCAUUGGCGAUCACUUCCGCUCCGGAGUCUGGAAUACCGGAGGCUCUUUGGAGGCGAACAUCAAGAAAGGCACUUCCUGUGUCUGUUGCCAAGGCGCCGCCCUGGUGGGCCGGAGCGGCGAUAUUAUUGGCGUCGUCCUCUCCCCCCUUCCUGGGGGUCGAGAUGUCGGGGCUCAGCCAGCCAGAGAUGGAGGGCUGUCGUAAUCUGCUCGGCCUUUUGGACAACGACGAGAUCAUGGCCCUGUGCGACACCAUCACCAACCGCCUGGUGCAGCCUGAGGACCGCCAAGAUGCCAUUCGUGCAAUAUUAGUCUACAGUCAAAGUGUAGAAGAACUUCUGAAGCGUAAAAAAGUCCACCGAGAAAUAAUAUUUAAGUACUUGGCAACACAGGGGGUGGUUAUACCUCCAGCUACUGAAAAACAUAAUCUUAUUCAGCAUGCAAAAGAUUACUGGAAUAAACAAUCACAACUGAAAUUGAAAGAAGCACCAAAGCCAGUUACAAAGAGAGAAGACAUCCAACUCUUUCAAAAACAGGAGAAAGAAGAUAAAAAAACUGAAAAGGUUGAUUUUCGUCGAUUAGGGGAAGAGUUCUGUCACUGGUUCUUUGGGCUUCUUAAUUCUCAGAAUCCUUUUCUGGGACCACCUCAAGACGAAUGGGGACCACAGCACUUCUGGCAUGAUGUCAAGCUUAAGUUUUAUUACAACACAUUAGAACAAAAUGUGAUAGACUACCAUGGAGCAGAAAUCGUGAGCCUUCGUUUGCUGUCAUUAGUGAAAGAAGAAUUUCUUUUUCUUAGCCCCAACCUAGAUUCCCAUGGACUGAAAUGUGCUUCUUCUCCCCAUGGGCUAGUUAUGGUUGGAGUUGCCGGGACUGUCCACAGAGGGAACACUUGUUUGGGCAUUUUUGAACAGAUUUUUGGACUCAUCCGCUGCCCGUUUGUGGAAAAUACUUGGAAGAUCAAAUUUAUCAACCUGAGAAUUGUUGGAGAGAGUGCCCUUGCUCCUGGAGCAUUACAAAAACCAACUAUUACAUUUGAGCCGAGUGAUCUAGAAGCCUUUUAUAAUGUAAUCUCUUUAUGUGGUACCAACGAAGUACGGCUUAAUGGAAAGCAGACAAUGGAGUGUGGAACUGGAGACCAAGCUUUAUGUGCUGGAAAUGAAGCAUUGUUGAACAAAAGAGAACUGAGUUUACCUCUAAAGCACUGAGUAUCAUAUGUCAUCAUAAAAAAUCUUCAGUACUGAAACCCUUCCAAAUACUGCGUCAGUAAUGUCUAAUUGAUUUCAGAUGUGAGGUUUGACAUAUUUUUUAGUUGAAAUACCUUUCUUGACUACAAAUUAACCUGUGAAUACUUGCCUCUGUCUAUAUGAGUUGUAGCACAUGUUCUGAGAGCAUAAUGCAGUUCAUCAGAUAAAUCCCACUGUAGAUGUUAUAGCUAAUGAUGUGCCUUAGAAACCAGGUAAUGCUUUCAUUUUACUUAGUGAAUAUUCUAUUGUCUGUGCUUUUCAAGUGACAAAGGAUUAAUAGUGUUCAGGGCUUCACCUCUUAAGUUUCUCAUUUACUUUUAUCUAAAUCUAGAUAAUUAGAUAUUUUACAAAUGCAUCACACUACAGUACUGUUUAAAGAAAGAUUAACUAUUUUAGAGAUGUUUAAUGUAAACUCAGAAUUCUUAUUUUAGGAAACUUGAAAGACAUGACGUUCUUAAUGCAAAACAUCCAAUAAUUUAGCAGUUGGAGAAAAAUUUACUUGUUUAAAUAUUUGAGAAACAUUUUUCAAAGUUACCUGGUGUAAUUCAAGCUUAGUAUCUUUUAUGAUCUAACAUUUUCUGAACUGUUUUGGGCAAUGGUAAAUACUGUUCCCAAAACAAACCUUAUUCUUACUAGGUCUCAAUUAACAGUUUUUAUAGAGCAUUUAUAUUAGCAUCUUGUACAAAAAAAACAUACCGUUGAAAUUUUUAAAAAGGAGUGUCUGAUUCAUAAGUUUUAAAUAAACUACUAUUCUUCCUCUUGGUUAAUCUUGGAAGAAGUGACAAAAAACCUACAGAUUUAUAAUGUGUGCAUACAUACAUGCAUGUAUAUAUACAUCUACAUCAUAAAUUAGAAUUAUUAGGAGUUUUUCACUUCUAAUUUGUGUUACUAUGUUUGAGUUAUAAGGCUGAGUUGUCAGAUUAAUUUCGUAAUUGCUUAAAGUUCAAAAUCCUUAUCACCCAGCAACUGGAUUUAGUUUGCAAUUUUGAUUUAUAAAGGUGCCAUUUGGAAAAAAAAAUUCAGCUGGAAAAUUGUGAUAAUGUAUUGUGCGUGUUAAGUUGUACCUUUAACUCUGUUCGUGAUCAUCUAGGGUGAUUGAUAUAUCAAUGUUGGACACAGGAGGAAAAAACUCAUCUUUUUUUUUUUUUUUUUAAUUCCAUGCAUCUUAUGAGCAGUGCAAGUUGAUUUGUCCUAAAAUAAGAACUUAAUAAAGGAGGGAAAUGCCUUUUGCCUGCUGUAAGAAUAGUGUAUCGUUUAGAUUUAAUUUCAGUUGCCUUACUCUUGGAUAAUAAAGUUUUAGGCAGUUAACCAAAAUAAAGCUAAUUUUACUGCUUGUUACACUAUCAGUGUGACAUAAUUAGGUAUAAAGAAAACAGCAAUUCAGGUUAGUAGUCCACCUUGACUCAUCCUGUAGCUCUGCUCAGAUUGUGAAAGAAUGAGUAACUAAAGCCGAAGUAUGUUUUUCUUCCUUAAGCUUGAAGUACCCAUUAUAAAAUGCAAUAGAUAAAUAUCCUAAGUAAAGGAUAAAAUAAAAAACCAUUCUCUUUU